Messenger RNA from Trichogramma pretiosum, 1712 nucleotides. Its product is annotated as protein scarlet. The transcript is spliced from 10 exons. Gene Ontology annotation, molecular function: ABC-type transporter activity; ATP hydrolysis activity; ATP binding. Gene Ontology annotation, cellular component: plasma membrane. NCBI's taxonomy places the organism in Eukaryota, Metazoa, Arthropoda, Insecta, Hymenoptera, Trichogrammatidae. The coding region runs from base 1 to 1503 and encodes 500 amino acids. The record is from RefSeq and is a predicted model, not a curated record.
AUGUCGAGUACGUUUAUGAGCAUUGAAGGAGCACUUGGAGAGGAGCAGUUAGAAAAGCUGGAGCUUGUAUUGAAGCUCAUCAACAACACAAAUUUGACGCUAUAUACAUCUGUAACAAUACAAGGUGAUAUAAGAAUUAAUGGUCAAACAGCUGAGUCGACAAUAAUGAGACAAAUUAGUAGUUUUAUGUACCAGGAUGACAUUUUCAUAGAAACUAUGACAGUUUUUGAGCUGAUGUGGUUUACUGCGAAAUUGCGACUUGAAUAUAAAAUGGAUAACUCUUCUUUGGAAAAAACGAUCAAUGACAUUUUGCAAGAAGUUGGAUUACUUUCUCGUAAAAAUCAUAAAAUAGGUGCCACUGAGCAUACGAAAAUUUUAUCAGGUGGUGAAAAAAAACGUCUUUCAUUUGCAGCAGAGCUUAUUUCAAAUCCAAUGGUUUUGUUUCUUGAUGAACCAACUACUGGGCAAGAUGCUUUUACAGCUAAUAUUUUAAUCAAGUAUUUGAAGAAACUUACGAUGAAGAAUCGAACCAUUUUGUGCACUCUGCAUCAACCAAGUUCAGAAUUAUUCAACUAUUUCGAUAAUGUUAUCAUAAUUGCUGAUGGUCGAGUUGCAUUCUUCGGUACGAAUUUGGAAGCAAUGAAAUUUUUCGCUGGGUGUCAUACUUUUUCGUGCCAUAGGACUCUGUUACUGAUUCAACGUGGGUUUUUGCAAAUUUACAGGAGUUCUUCUAUAAGAUGGCUUCAAAUAUUACAAAAAAUUAUGAUUGCUAUCAUUUCUGGUUUAUGUUUCUUCGGCUCUAUUAACUUGGAUCAGCUGGGUAUACAAGCUACACAAGGGGUUAUAUUUAUUUUAGUAUCUGAAAAUACAUUUUUUCCGAUGUACAGUACACUGUCUCUAAUCCCGCAAGAACUUCCUCUCUUUUUAAGAGAAUACAAGACUGGUAUGUUUUCUGUAAAAGAAUAUUACAUAUCCAAAGUGUUGACAUUGUUUCCAGGGCUAGUGAUUGAAUCCGUCAUAUUUACUUUUAUAGUUUGUAUACUAUCUGGACUUGUUCCUCAGAUUAUAUCAUUGCUGGAAACGAUCAUGAUAGUUAUUUUGACCAUAAAUGUUUCAAGUGCAUGCGGAUUUUUUUUUUCAGUCGCAUUCAAAAAUAUUUCAUUGGCCAUGGCUUAUUUAGUUCCAUUUGAUUACAUUUUAAUGAUAACUAUGGGGUCAUUCAUAAAAUUAAGUUCCUUGCCUUUAUAUAUUCAAUGGGUGAAGUAUUUUUCAUGGCUCCUAUACUCUACAGAAACAAUCUCAAUAAUACAUUGGAAAGAUAUCAAUAAUAUUUCUUGUUAUCCCAACGACGAAGAUUUACCUUGUAUCGAAGACGGAAAUCAAGUUUUGCAAUAUUUCGAUUUCCAAGAGGAUAAUUUUACUCAAGAUAUAAUAUUCAUGAUAUCUCUUUAUUUUAUGUUCCAUUUCUUAGGUUAUAUUAUUUUGCUGAAAAAAAGUAGUUGAUUAAACCAUUCCAAUUAUUGAUGAUCUGAUACUAAAUGGAAGACAUAUAAUGCACGAUUCUAACCCGCAUUAAGUUUAUAGUACUUUUUUAUUCGAUUGUAAAAACUUUCAAUUUUAACGAAUGAAUAAGUAUGUAAAAUUCAAUAUAACUUAUAAUUAAUUCAUCAGUUUGGUUUUUUUAUUGACUAAACAGUAAUGAGAAUAUUAGU